Apis mellifera (honey bee) is the source of this 2699-nucleotide messenger RNA. RefSeq lists its product as uncharacterized. Gene Ontology annotation, cellular component: cytoplasm; nucleus. The record is from RefSeq and is a predicted model, not a curated record. The transcript is spliced from 5 exons. Gene Ontology annotation, molecular function: inositol-1,4,5-trisphosphate 3-kinase activity; inositol tetrakisphosphate kinase activity. Bases 460 to 1890 code for a protein of 476 amino acids. NCBI's taxonomy places the organism in Eukaryota, Metazoa, Arthropoda, Insecta, Hymenoptera, Apidae. Gene Ontology annotation, biological process: inositol phosphate biosynthetic process.
AAUCUUCAUACUGUGACGAAAGAGACAGCAAUAGAAAAGUAGAAAAACGUCUAGUGGAAGGACGUAUGAUCGUUUAUAAUUAUGUGAAGUUUAAAUUCGUGAAUGUAAUAUUUGUUCCGCCUAAUACACGGACGGAUUAGAACGAAAUUGCUACGUGAAAGUGUUACAUAUUCGAGUAUAUCUUAUUGUGUUGUGGACUGGUUAUUGUAUAGGUUAUAAUAAUACAUAGGCAUGUAAAAUGUCAUAGAUAUAACAAUUGUAAAAGAAGAGUGGCUAAUAAAUUAUUCUCCUGUUAUUUCCAAUAAAUACGGAAGUAAGACAGCCGAAGAUAAUUAGAUAAGUUUCGAUGACUAACUACUGGUGGCUAAGGUGGAUAUUACAGCGAAGAUAAGAUCUUUGCGAAUCGUGCAACUCUUUAAUUGCAGAAGUAAUUACUGCAUACCAUUCAGUGCAAUAACGAUGACGACCUUAGACUCACAGACCGAUAAAACUUUAAGCAAUCUUGAUAAGCUUUCUAACACGGAGCUAGCUGAAAUUCCAUCCGAUCAUGGACUUCCUGUUGGAAUAAGCCCGUUGGAAUCUCGGGUAGCCGGACAUCCGUCGUUAGACAUCGAACGGCAGACGAUUGGCAUGUUACGUAGAUCAGACGGCCGUGUAUAUAAACCUGUUGUUAAACCGUUACUUGGGAAAAGAGAAAUCUCGUUUUACGAAAAUUUACAAACAUCUCAAGAUCCUGUUAUGUUACAAUUGAAAAAUUAUGUUCCAAGAUAUUACGGCACGACAGAGUUGCAAAUUUUUGGCAGACGAGUAACAUUCCUUACGCUGAAAGAUAUUACCGAUGGUAUGGCGGAACCGUGCGUGAUGGAUAUAAAAAUAGGUAGACGAACGUGGGACCCUUUAGCCACGCCGGAGAAAAAGGCAACCGAAGAAUUAAAAUACGCCGAGUCUAAACGCACUUAUGGAUUCUGUAUAACCGGAUUUCAAGUAUAUUGCGUUUCGUCCGGCCGAUUAAAACAAUUUGGCAAACAUUACGGCAAGACUCUCGAUGCUAAAGGUGUCGUGGAAGCGCUGAAAAUCUUCCUGAAUAUAAGCCCAGAAAGACCGCCCUGUCGCCAAUUGAUCGUGAUGCUGCUCUCUUUCUUGUGGAAGAUCUUACUAUUCUUUCGUAUCCAGCGGUUGUUCCGCUUUUAUUCUAGUUCUUUGCUGGUGGCAUACGACGCGAAACGAUUGCGCCACUAUCUCCGCCCGAAUAACACGAACGACACGAGAUUAUUAACACGCAGCCGCACAUCGUUACCAACGGCCGAGCCAUGCCCCACCACCGCGAGUAACGCGCGUGCAAACUCGUCGAACGUGUGCGUGGUGGAGCACGUGAGCGGUGCGACGAGUGAUGAUUCGGCCGAUCAAUUCGCCGAGGCCAAUAGGAAUCGGACGAUGGAGAGGGUGCAUUUCGUUAAGAGGAGCAUCAGUUUGAGCGGCGAUUACUACGAUUACUCGUCCACGGGAAAGGAGAAGACGUUGAGCAGAAGCGAGUCGUGUAGUCCAGACCUCAGAGUCGAUCGGCCGAUGUGUCGUACCGAUUCUUACGUGACGAGCAGCGCCGACAACGACAACAACGACAACAACAACGACGACGACGACGACGACGAUGAUGACGACGACGACGACGACGACGACGACGUUGCGAGGAACAAGGAGGAUUACGAUGAUUUGUUGAACGAGCUUACCGGUUCCACGGAGGAGAAUUGGGUUAGAAUCAAUAUGAUCGACUUUACGCACGUCUUCCCGGCAGAGGAUCAAAAUACUCUGGAUCUGAAUUAUUUAGAAGGGAUCGAGAACUUGAUCAAACUCGUGGAGAUGUUCCUGAUCACUAAGGAUGUCACUGCAUGAACUAUACGUAUUUAUUAUUAUUUACGCAACGUAGGAAAGUUGUUGUUACAAAUUUCUCCCCCUGCCCCCCUCCCUUCCUUCUCCCCCCUUUCCCCCUUUUAAAUCGCAAUACGAGAUGUUAUAUAAUUGUAUUUUAUAUUCUUUAAUAAAAUUAGAUUGAUUUUUCGACGUUAGGUCAAAAAAAAAAAAAAAAAAAAACCGAAAGUUGUAACUCGUGAUAACAAUAAUGCACAUUACGUUACACGUGUACGAAUCGAGAAGUGAAAGCUUUUUGUCAAAGUGUGUGUUGUGCAAUAAUUCCUAAAACGAGAGAUAACGGUGAAAUAUUGGUAUAAAUAAUUUUAAAGCUUUCAGAGAGAUGAGCGUAUCUCUUGUGUAAUUGGACACAAAAUAUGUAAAACACAUUGAAAAACAUUGAAUGUUAAUUAAUUUCGUAACAAGCGUAUAACGACGUUUAUAAUGCUCUCAUCUUUUUUUUUUUUUUUUUUUUUUUUUUUUCUUUCGGUGCACCUUCACCAGGUACUCGAUACUCCACCUUUAUCGAAGACCAUAUGUCCGUUGGUUUGUUCACAUACAUGGUCGUACGUACGUACAUACGUAUAUGUAUAUUCCUCAUUCACACAACACAUUGUUGUAGCCAUUGAUUGUUCGUAUUAUUAAUUCGUAUCAUUUCUUUUCUUAUGUUCUUACCCAAUGUGCAAAUAAGAUUCUAUAACCAUAUUUACUUACUAAACUAAACAAAAAAUUGUUAUGUUAAUAUGAAUACAAAACAUACAAGUGUUAAUGUAAUAAAAUACGUUUCAACAGUU